CCUAUAUAUAUUAAUUCUCCCAUAUACUUAGCUUCCUUAUUACUAUAUUACUUUAAUCUUCUUCUCUAACUGCUUGACUCCUAAAACGCACAAAGAUUGCAACUAUAUGUACCACCCGUACUCCAAUAUAACAUAUCCGCAGAUUCAUCAGAUCUUAAAGGCUGUGAGUUUUAACAUUGUGUUUCUCUAGACUUUUUUUUUUUCUCCACAUAUCUAUCCUUAUAUAUGGGAGCUACGUUUAAAGAAGGGGUUCGAUUGAAUUCUCUUAAUUAGAAAAUUAUACUAGAGUAGAAAUAUACAUACAUACAUAUAUAUAUAUAUAUAUAUAUAUAUUUGUAUAACAUUCUUGAAUUCUCUUAACAUAGAGGAAGGUUUUAUUGUUUCGACAAAGGUUGUUCAAAAAUUUUCAGAUUAUAAUUUCAGGUAAUUUGUCAUUUUUGCUCUUUUGACUUGUUAGAUUUCAUGACUUCUCCAUUGAUAUGUAUAUAUAUAGGUUUUGUGAAGUGACUUUAGAUCCGCCUCGGAUGGGGAGGGGUGAGAGGCGGAUGUAGUGUAAUGACUACGAGAUCAACUAGACCUAUAACUUUUGACGCAGAGUAAAAAAUUAUAUUUAAAAUUUUAUUAAAAUUGCAAAAAUAAUAUAUAUGAACCCAUAACUUUAAAAAUAUAAUGGGUUCAAUAUUAAAAAUAUUAAAAUUGAACCUAUAAAAUUUAAAUCCUAGAUCCACUUCUGGGAGGGGUAGGGUUGAGAUGAAGCGGAUCGAGAACAAGAUUAGUAGGCAGGUCACUUUCUCAAAGAGAAGGUUAGGUUUGUUGAAGAAGACUCACGAGAUCUCCGUCUUGUGUGAUGCUGAUGUUGCUUUGAUUGUUUUCUCUGCCAAAGGCAAGCUCUUUGAGUACUCCACUGAAUCCAGCAUGGAAAGUAUCCUCGAAAGAUACGAAAGUUACUCAUAUGCUGAGAGGAAGUUGAAUGCAAAUGACUCUGAACCUAAGCAAAACUGGACUAUGGAGUACCCAAAGCUCAUGUCAAGGAUUGAACUUCUACAAAGAAAUAUAAGGCAUUAUAUGGGAGAGGAUCUGGAUUCCUUCUGUCUGCGAGAGUUUCAUGGUUUAGAGCAACAACUUGAUACAGCUUUGAAGCGAAUACGCGCCAGGAAGAACCAACUGAUGCAUGAGUCCAUUUCCCAGUCGCAGAGAAAGGUCAAUUAUAUAAAAAUAUCUCGUGGUAAUUGAAAAUAUGAAGUUGAUUUCAGUUAUGGUCAUUGAGCUUUAUCCACUACAACAAUAUGAUAGAAAACUAACUAUUCUGUAUCAAAUUGAAGUAAUGAGAAUUUGUAUAAUAGAACAAUAGAAUCACGAAACUACUUAUGUCACACUAAAGUAACUGAACAAUAUGUGAAUUGUUCGGAUAAUAUAUACGACUGAAAUGUCAAAAUUUACCGUGCUGAAUAAUAGUUUGGUUUCUUCUUUUUUGGUU
Molecule: messenger RNA, 1477 nt
Organism: Nicotiana tabacum (common tobacco)
Lineage: Eukaryota; Viridiplantae; Streptophyta; Magnoliopsida; Solanales; Solanaceae
Source: RefSeq, a predicted model, not a curated record